This is a messenger RNA of Drosophila serrata, 2836 nucleotides long. It is a transcript of the gene Gel, whose product is annotated as Gelsolin. NCBI's taxonomy places the organism in Eukaryota, Metazoa, Arthropoda, Insecta, Diptera, Drosophilidae. Gene Ontology annotation, biological process: barbed-end actin filament capping; actin filament severing; actin polymerization or depolymerization. Gene Ontology annotation, cellular component: actin cytoskeleton; cytoplasm. Gene Ontology annotation, molecular function: phosphatidylinositol-4,5-bisphosphate binding; actin filament binding. The record is from RefSeq and is a predicted model, not a curated record.
GAUACCAGUUGUUCACACCUCGCUCUCACAGUUCCCCUUCCGAUUGUUUGAAACUGCGGUGAUCGUGUUUAUCUAUUCUACGUUCAAACACUCGUCACUGGGAUCAGCUGGAACAAUCAUCUCUGUUUGGCCCGAACAACAAACAGUGCGAUAAAAACAAAAGCAGAAUACAAACCUACAUAUAGAGUAUAUGAAAGCGCACACUAUAUACGCAUAUUUAUAUUUAUCGCAACAAUAAACAAAGCUCUCGGGGAUCUCCCCGCCUCCGACACCACCGCGCCGCCGCCGACGACACGAGAAAGAGAAUCGCGAAAAGGCAGCGCCAGACGACGCCACCAUGGCAGUCAUCAUAAGCCUGCUGGUACUGGUUACCCUAUCGGCCAGUCUUUCCUCAGCCGGCACCUUCAACGCUCGUCCCGCGUUCCCCGUUCAAACCGGCCAGAUCCAGCCCUCGGGUCAGAACAGCAAACAACCCGGCAGACGCAUUAUGCAUCCGGCUUUCGCCAAUGCUGGCCAAUCUCCCGGCCUGGAGAUCUGGCGUAUCGAGAACUUCGAACCCGUUGCUUAUCCGAAAAAUAACUAUGGCAAGUUCUACACUGGAGACUCAUUUAUUAUUCUAAAUACAAUUGAAAACAAGAAAGACAAGAAACUCUCCUGGGACGUACAUUUCUGGCUGGGAUCCGAGACCUCUACCGAUGAGGCUGGAGCUGCUGCUAUUCUCACCGUUCAGUUGGAUGACUUGUUGAACGGAGCUCCUGUUCAGCAUCGUGAAGUGCAAGACCACGAAUCUCAGUUGUUCCUUGGCUACUUUAAGAAUGGCGUUCGCUACGAGCAGGGUGGAGUUGGAACUGGCUUCAAGCACGUGGAGAUUAACGCUCAGGGACAGAAGCGUCUCUUCCAGGUCAAGGGCAAGCGCAACGUUCGUGUCCGACAGGUGAACCUAUCCGUAUCGUCCAUGAACAAAGGAGAUUGCUUCAUUUUGGAUGCUGGCAACGAUAUCUAUGUCUAUGUGGGUGCCCAGGCCAAGCGCGUGGAGAAGCUCAAGGCGAUCAGUGCUGCUAACCAGAUCAGGGACCAGGAUCACAACGGACGUGCCCGUGUCCAGAUCAUCGAUGACUUCAGCACUGACGCUGAUAAGCAGCAGUUCUUUGAUGUGCUUGGAUCCGGCUCUGCCGACCAGGUGCCCGAGGAGUCGACGGCCGAGGAGGAUGGAGCCUUUGAGAGGACCGACGCUGCCGCCGUCACUCUCUACAAGAUCAGCGAUGCUAGUGGCAAGCUGGUGGUUGACACGAUUGGCCAAAAGCCUCUGACCCAGGCCAUGCUCGAUACACGCGACUGUUUCAUUCUGGACACUGGCUCUGGCAUCUUUGUGUGGGUCGGAAAGGGUGCUACGCAGAAGGAGAAGACCGACGCCAUGGCUAAGGCACAGGAGUUCUUGCGCACCAAGAAGUACCCGGCCUGGACUCAAAUCCACCGAAUUGUUGAGGGCGCCGAGUCCGCUCCGUUCAAGCAGUACUUUGCCACCUGGCGUGAUGCUGGCAUGUCGCACACUCGUCUCAUCCGCUCGGCUUUGGCCAUGGGAUCCGAUGACUCCAUUGAUGUCGACGAGAUUGAUGCUGUGGUGACUCAGCUAAAGAAGAGCGGCGGUCGCGCCAUUGGAUUUAUGCCGGAUCAUGGCCAAAACGCUAUUGAAACCAUCACACAAUAUGUGGCGAAGGCAGGCUCCAGUGAGAUCCUGGUCAACACCGUUCCCUUCGAGGAUAACCUACCUCUUCUGGGCUUUGGCUCCUAUGUUCUCACUUACAACUACGAGGCCAACAAUGGGGAACAGGGUUCCAUUGUCUACGUGUGGCAAGGAGCUAAAACCACCGCCGACGUCAAGGAGCGCGCUUUCCAGGAUGGUCUUGCCCUCGCCGCUGAGAAGAACGCUCUUCUUGUGCUGACCACUCAGGGCCAUGAACCUCGUCAUUUCUAUAAGAUCUUCAAGGGUAAGCUUCUAGCCUCCUACACCGCUCUGCCAGUGACGGCACAGCUGUUCCGCAUUCGCGGAACCGUUGAGAGCGAUAUCCACGCCAGCGAGGUGCCCGCCGACAGUUCGUCAUUGGCCUCUGGAGAUGCCUUUGCCCUCGUCUCUGCCAAGUCGCACAAGAUCUACAUUUGGAACGGCUUGGGCGCCUCUACUUUCGAGAAAAAUGCAGCAUUGGAGCGCUUCGCUCACUACUGGGACGAUGCCGAGGUAGAGCAGGUCGAGGAGGGAGCCGAACCCGAUGACUUCUGGGAAGACUUGAAUGGCGAGGGUCAAUAUGACCGCAGCUUGGUUGAUCAUGGUCGCCCGCUCCUGGAGCCGCGCCUCUUCCACUGCCGCCUCAUUGUCAAUGGAUUGGUGAAGGUCGAGGAAGUGGCCAAGUACGAGCAAGAGGAUUUGGACUCUGAUGAUGUCAUGUUGCUGGAUGCCGGUGAUGAGAUCUAUCUGUGGGUUGGUUCCGGUGCCUCUGAGGAGGAAAAUGCCAAGAUUCUGGACAUGGCUAAGCGCUAUAUCAGAUUAGAGCCCACUGAUCGCUCCAUGGCCACCGUGAGCAUAAUCCGUGUUCCUCAGGGACAGGAGCCGCGAGUCUUCAAGCGAAUGUUCCCCGAGUGGGACGAUACCUACUGGCAGAAUCUGCAAUCCUACGAAGACGUCAAACAGAAGGUUUUGGAUGCCAACAAUGAGGUCUAGGUGUAAUACUUUAAUUCUCAGCAAAAUGUACCAAAAAUGUUGUUUGUUUUUGCCUUACGAAAACUUCUAUUAUGAUAUAACUUUAUAAUAAAACAAACAACUUUGCAAUGUAUGUACAUA